Striga hermonthica is the source of this 867-nucleotide messenger RNA. The record is from the annotation of a GenBank genome assembly. Lineage: Eukaryota; Viridiplantae; Streptophyta; Magnoliopsida; Lamiales; Orobanchaceae.
AUGGCGGUCGAGUUGAUGCCUGGAUACAACUUGGCGUCUAAAAUGGAAGUGACCGACGCCCGGGAGGCGGGGGCCGCCGGCCUGAGGAGCGUCGAGAAACUCAUCAGGCUGCUUUCUCCGGCCGCCACCAACCAGGUCGCCGCCGGAGACUACCGGGCAGCUGCCGACGCCGCCGUCUGCGAUUUCAAGAAAUUCAUCUCCCUCCUCGACCGGACCCCGCGUGCCGGCCACGCCCGGUUCCGCCGAGGACCAGUCUCGAACCCGGUUCCAGUUGCCGAACCGCCCUAUCCAUCGGCCCCUGCCCCGAAAACCGAGGAGACCGGCCAAGGCUCCAGGACUCACUGCCCGGCUCCGGCGCAGCCGCCGUUGCAGCGGCUGCCGCCGCUUCCGGCGGUAAAGACAGGGCAGAUCGAGCGGAGGGAGACGUCUACAACCAUCAGCUUCGCGUCUCCGGCGGCUUCGUUCGUGUCCUCUCUGACGGCGGGGAGAGCGGACAGCCUGCAGCCGUCGAUGACGUCGUCGGGGUUCCAGAUCACGAACCUUUCGCAGGCGUCGUCCGCCGGCCGGCCGCCGCUGUCGACGAAAUCGAGGUUGAAGAGGGUAGUGAGAGUGCCGGCAAUAAGCAUGAAAAUGGCAGAUAUUCCACCGGACGACUACUCUUGGAGAAAGUACGGUCAAAAGCCAAUCAAGGGCUCACCUCAUCCUAGGGGUUACUACAAAUGCAGCAGCGUGAGAGGGUGCCCGGCCCGAAAGCAUGUUGAGCGGGCUUUGGACGACCCGACAAUGCUAAUAGUAACUUAUGAAGGAGAACACAAUCAUGCAAUCUCACGUACAGAAGCACCUGCGCUAGUCCUCGAAUCAUCUUAA